AUGAAUGAUCGCGUGGAUCAAGAUGCCCCCUCUUCUUCUAGACGCAGGGUUCAGCUACCAUCUGAGGAUUCUGACUCAGAUGAUCAGCCUUUGGCUCAAAGACUUCGCCACCGAGCCCCCCAUCCCCGCCAAGACUCGGGUCCUUCCGCUAUUCCUUCUCCUUCAUCUCCUGUUGCAACAGCCACUCCUCCUUCGCCUCCUAUCGCAACCCCGACUCCUGUCCCGAGCCAGGCAGAUGCUCCUCCUGAUCCCUCCGCAGUUCCGGUCGAGCCUCCGCUAGCUCAACCUUCUACCUCGCAGCAGCAUCAGAGCACCGAGGCCGGCCCAUCGCAUCUCCCAGAGUCUUCUCAUGCGCCUCCUUCUGCUCCUUCUGGGUCAGCUGAUGGGCCUUUUAGCUCAGCUGCUGGGCUUUCCCAACCACCACCACCUGUUCCUCUUUAUUAUCGUACCACUGCUCCUUCUGAGGCUGAGUUACAGUCACGUCAAGAUGUUCCCACUAGCUCCCUGACAAUGAAAGAUGUCUCCUUUAUGUCCCAGGCUUGUGCAGAGUCCCUGAUGAUAAACCAAUCCUUCCAUGCUGUUCAUCACCAAAAUAAGAUGUUGAGGGACAAGGUAACUGAACUAGAGCUUCAAUUAAAUAAUCCGGCGCAGGCUAGUCAUGCCCUGAGAGCCGAAGUAAAGGAUCUAACCAAAAAGAAGAACCAUCUGGAAGUAUCCUUGGUUCAUACUAACCACAAGCUUAAGUCUCUUCAAGAAGAAAAAAGCCAGGUCGAUGUCGUGCAUCAGCAAUGCAUGGAUCAACAAGUUUUGGAGCAUCAGCGUGUUAUUGAUCAAUUGACCCAGAAGCUACGCGCCGCUGAAACUUUAGCGCAGGAGUAUGACAAGAAACUAAAAUCCCAGGCGGCCCAAUUAACAUCUCAAUCAGCAGAACUGUUGGCCGCCCAAACUGAACUGGCUUAG
Zingiber officinale is the source of this 960-nucleotide messenger RNA. Its product is annotated as max-binding protein MNT-like. The transcript is spliced from 2 exons. Bases 1 to 960 code for a protein of 319 amino acids. Lineage: Eukaryota; Viridiplantae; Streptophyta; Magnoliopsida; Zingiberales; Zingiberaceae. The record is from RefSeq and is a predicted model, not a curated record.